Messenger RNA from Pisolithus orientalis, 1062 nucleotides. RefSeq lists its product as uncharacterized. The transcript is spliced from 4 exons. The coding region runs from base 1 to 1062 and encodes 353 amino acids. The record is from RefSeq and is a predicted model, not a curated record. NCBI's taxonomy places the organism in Eukaryota, Fungi, Basidiomycota, Agaricomycetes, Boletales, Pisolithaceae.
AUGUUGUAUGAGGAGGGAAAAGGUGCACUCCUUUGGCUGCAACUAGAAAUCAUAUGGAUGUCCAACAAUCAAAGUAUAUUUGCAUGGUGCUGGACAGGGUGCAAGGACAUAGGGUGGUCCCCCAGCUUUCUUGCAGAGGAGCCUGGCUACUUUCAUGAUUGCUCAGGCAUACAGUGGAUGGAUGUAAACACUCUCUGGAAAUGCCACCAGCUAGUGAAGUACCCACUGGAUAUCAAGGCAUAUCCAGAGAGAUUUCAAAUGUUCAUGGUCACUAAUCAUGGGAUUCAAAUAUGGCUAUUUCUGAAGAAUGAUCAGUCUUCCCCAGAUCUCUACUCUGUGAUGCUGGCAUGCCGAAAGGUUGGAGAGCAGAGUCCCAUUGUCAUUAAAAUGUGGCAAUUCAACUCCAACUACUCUUGGUGUUUUUACCAUCACCCAAUUGCCUGGAAUGACAAAGAGCUGGCCAAAUUCAAGCAACUUUUUCUUCCCUACCAAGACAAAGUUUUUAAUAGCCCCCUGGCCAGACAGAACCAGUUGCCACAGAUUUCGUUUGUAGACAUCAUACCCAGCAAUAUCAUCAUUGUACUUAUGACUAUUGGAGAGCAGAUCAUCAAAAGUCUUAUCAGAACCUCACAAGAAGAGGGGGCAGAUAGGCUCACAGUCCCUACAAUAACUGUCAUUGCAUAUGUGUGCAUCAGCCAAGGGAAAUGCUAUGUGUUUCUAGACAUGCCAGCAUUCAAACCACAAGUGUUUGAGGUUAUACUCAGGAAAUUAUAUGAUAUGGAGGCAAUUGGUCAUCUAAGGGUGAUAACAACCAUGUGGGAUGUGGUUUAUUUCCAAUUUGCAAUGGAAGUGGAGCACAAAUUGAUGAUGUGUUGCGAGUCACUUGUCAAAGCAGGUGCAAGUUGCCAAUGGUUUGUCAAUAAUCAAGAAUCAGCAUGGGGAAUCUUACAUGACCUAGGGGAUCAGAAGGUGCCACUUUUAUUUCAGAAGGAGAUGGAGGAAGGAAUGGACUUGUGGGAAACAUCUGCGCUCCAAGGAUUUGCUCUUCCAUGUGAAAUGUAG